This is a messenger RNA of Rotaria sordida, 1700 nucleotides long. NCBI's taxonomy places the organism in Eukaryota, Metazoa, Rotifera, Eurotatoria, Philodinida, Philodinidae. The record is from the annotation of a GenBank genome assembly.
UUUGUUGUUGGUGGUUUUUAUUUGGUUGUAAACGUCGUCGACAACGUCGAAAAACAAGCGAUGACUUGGAAUACUGCUUUGUACGGAGUCCAACAAAUGGAAACUCUCAUCGACAACUUUUCAGCGGAAAAAAUCAACAUGAAAAAAAUGAACUAAGACAAGGUAGCAGUGUCACAGUCGUCAAUUAUCCACCAAUAUCAAGCGAUGUUACUGUUACUAGAAUUAAUCAAAGAGAUAAUACACUUAUUGACAAUAAAGACAAUGUAAGAAGCAAGCAAUUAUCUGGAAAAUCUAUCGAUUCUCUACAUUACUCAAAUUCAUCUGCAUAUGCACAAGGAAUCGAUCGACAAGAUAAUAUAACAAAGACAUCAAAUAAUAAUUUUGUGCAUAUUCGAUCUGCUUUACAAGAUUCUUCUGAUUUAAUAACUUUUUCGUCUUCUUCUGCAUCAACAUCAGCAAAAAAGAAUCAUUUUACUUUUAUGAAACUUCCUCGACUUACUAAAUCAUCGAUCGAACCACAUCCAUCAACAUCAAUUAUUGACAAUAGAACACAAUCGAACGAAAUCCAACGCAGUGAUUUUAAUAAUUCAAAAGAAAACAAAAGAACUCGACAAGCUCUAUCGAGUGUUUCUGUUCGUCGAAUAAAACGAUCGUCAUCAGCUGGUCCAGGUCCAAAAACAAAAAGAAAGAUGACAAAAUCUCUAGCUGAUAAUUUAUCUAAAUCUGCAAGAAAAAUUCUUGAUUACUUUUUAAAUGAUUUACAAUCAAAUGGAUCUUAUCGAACGGAAGCAAAAGAUUUAGCAUGUUAUUUUAAAUCACCAAUGAUGUUUAUUAAUGCUGGAUAUGAAAAACAAGCUAAUAAUAUAUUAGAUUAUAUUAAAAAUAAAUUUCUUUUUAAUGGUGAUUUUUUAACAACAAUUUAUAAGAAAAGUGAUCAACCAGAAUAUAUCGAAUAUUGGAUUUAUACAAAUGGAUGGAUUGUUCGUGCAGCACAAAAAUUAAAUCGAACUGAUAUUACUGACGAGGGAACCUAUUCAACUGUCCAAUCGCUUUUGAAUGCAUAUUCUUAUGAUAAUGGUGGUUAUUUAACAAAUAAAAUUAAUACAAAUAAUAAUGGUAUUACUGAUAUAUUAACAACGGCACAUCUUGGUCUUUUACAAUUAGAACGUGGUAAUAUUGAACGUGCUAUCAAAGCCGGUAAUUAUCUAUUGAAAGUAUUUGAGAAACAAUCUGAUUUAACAAGUGGUUUAUAUUUACGUUUGGAUAAAGAUAAUACUUUAAUUAGUAAUUAUUCAUCGGAAAUGUCAUGGGUAUAUAUUGUUCGUAAAAAUGAACCACAACAAGCUUAUUUUAUGAUUGGUUAUCCAAUUGGAUUUUUAGUAUUAUUAUAUGAAAAAACAAAUGCUAAAAAUUUUCUUAAUGGUGCAAAAGAUUAUAUGAAUUUUGCAUUAACAUGUAAUGAACAUAUUUAUUCAUCUAAUAUGAGUCACAAAUUAGCAUGGGCAACAGCUUUAUUUUAUAAACAUGAUGAUACAUUGAAAGAAAAAUAUUUGAGUAUUAUUGAAAAAAUUACUAAUUCUCUUAUAAAUCAACAAUCUGAACAAGGCAUAUUUCCUGGAUCUAUUAAUUCUUCUUAUGAUCAAAGUGCUGAAAUUGCAUUUUGGUUUCUAGAAAUAGUUCAUAUUUUAAACGAACAAUAA